Molecule: messenger RNA, 1433 nt
Organism: Otolemur garnettii (small-eared galago)
Lineage: Eukaryota; Metazoa; Chordata; Mammalia; Primates; Galagidae
Gene: MYOZ1
Product: myozenin 1
Exons: 5
Coding region: 374-1153 (259 amino acids)
Cellular component (GO): actin cytoskeleton; Z disc
Molecular function (GO): FATZ binding; actin binding; telethonin binding
Source: RefSeq, a predicted model, not a curated record
UUUCUCCCUCAGUGUUUCUUUGGCUGUCAGACUUGAGGUGCUGAGGGAAGGGAGUGCCUAGGCAGAACGCGCAGCAAGACAGCUAUGGCUCAGACAGCUCAGCCGGAAAAUCUCAAAGGUCUUUCCUACCCUUCUAGAGCUUCUGGGCAAGGAGGGCGGGAUCUUGGUUCCAGGGUCUCAGUACCCCCUGUGCCAUUUGAGCUGCUUGUGCUCAUCAUCUCUAUUAAUAACUACCCCCCUCCCCCACUGCCAGUGCUGCACCCACGCCUGCCCAGCUCAUGUUCUCCGGUCACAGCAGCUCAGUCCUCCAAAGCUGCUGGACCCCAGGGAGAGCUGACCACUGCCUAAACAGCCGGCUGACUCCACCUCCACAAUGCCACUCUCAGGAACUCCAGCCCCCAACAAGAAGAGGAAAUCCAGUAAGCUGAUCAUGGAACUCACUGGAGGUAGGGAUAUUUUCAUCUACCUAGAAUGGGAUUUAUUCUUAAGAGCAUCAUUGGCUGGUCAGGAUCACUUCCAGAAGUUCCUUCCUACAGUGGGGGGACAGCUUGGCACAGCUGGUCAGGGAUUCUCCUACAGCAAGGGCAGCAACAUCAGAGGCCAGGCAGGGGGCAGUGGCUCUGCUGGACAGUAUGGCUCUAACCAGCAGCACCAUCAGGAUUCUAGGUCUGGAGCUGGGGAUACAGGCCAUCCAGGGGGCCAGGCUGGGAGAGGAGGAGCUGCUGGCACAGCAGGGGUUGGUGAGACAGGAUCAGGAGACCAGGCAGGUGGAGAAGGAAAACAUAUUACCGUGUUCAAGACCUAUAUUUCUCCAUGGGAGCGAGCCAUGGGUGUUGACCCUCAGGAAAAAAGGGAACUUGGCAUUGACCUACUGGCCUAUGGAGCCAAAGCUGAACUCCCCCAAUAUAAAUCUUUCAACAGGACGGCAAUGCCGUAUGGUGGAUAUGAGAAGGCCUCCAAACGCAUGACCUUCCAGAUGCCUAAGCUUGACCUGGGGCCCCUGCUGAGUGAACCUCUGCUCCUGUACAGCCAGAACCUCUCCAACAGGCCUUCUUUCAAUCGAACCCCUAUUCCCUGGCUGAGCUCUGGGGAGCCUGUAGACUACCAUGUGGAUGUUGGCAUCCCCUUAGAUGGAGAAACAGAGGAGCUCUGAGCUAUUUCCUCCUCUAAUUUGCAUCAAGUUUCCUCUCUCUGGUUCCAAUUUGGAGAGAGAAUGCUGAGCAGGAUACCCCCACUGUUAAUCCAGUGUCCUUGUGGGAAUGCAGGAAAAAAGGAGAGAGAUAUCUGCCUUUCCAUCCUUCCUCCAAGUCCCCACUCCAAGCAUCCUUCCUUGCCAACUCAGAGCUCCCCUUUCACUUGCUCCAUAUGGAAUCUGCUCUUUUAUGGAAUUUGCUCUGCCAUCAGUAACAGUCAAUAAACUUCAAGAAAAUGAA